Molecule: messenger RNA, 1083 nt
Organism: Tetrahymena thermophila SB210
Lineage: Eukaryota; Ciliophora; Oligohymenophorea; Hymenostomatida; Tetrahymenidae
Product: kinase domain protein
Exons: 3
Biological process (GO): mitotic DNA damage checkpoint signaling; protein phosphorylation
Cellular component (GO): nucleus
Molecular function (GO): ATP binding; protein serine/threonine kinase activity
Source: RefSeq, a predicted model, not a curated record
AUGAGUUAUAAAGAUCCAAGCUCAGAAAACAGCUAAAAAGUGUUAUACAUUUACUAAAUUAUAUUAAAUUACAAUGAUUUUGUAAAGGAAUAUGCUUAACAAAAUAAUAAUUAAACAAUCUAUUUAUCCAAAAAGGCUAAAAAAGGCAAGAAGUUUUUAGCUAGACUUGAAGAUCUGAUAUUUAAAUAGGCAAUCAAAAUAUCAAAAGAGCAGUUUUAAAAAAAGUAUGAAAUAGAUUUUAGAGAUUCUUUAGGUUCUGGUAGCUAUGGAGAUGUCUAUAAAGUCAAAAAUAAGCACAAAGAAAUAAUCAAAAAUCAAGAUAUUUUAUCAAAUAUGCCAGAUUAUUAUGCGUGCAAAUAGAUUUGUGUUUCUGAAUAAAUGGAUAAUAUAAGCAGUAGCGCCUUCCAUGAGAUAGAAGUCUUAGAAAAAUUAAAAAAAUAUGACUAUGUUAAAAAACUAUAAAAUUAUAUUGUAUCAAACAGAUCAACUUACCUCAUUUUAGACUUAGCUGAAUCUAAUUUACAAGAAUAAAUCAAUUAAAAACAAGCUGAUCUUGAAUAAUUCAAUCAAGAAGAAAUAGUAAAAUUCUUAGUCUAAAUAGGUAAAACUUUAGCUUUAAUCUACUCAGAUGAAGGAAUAGUACAUAGGGAUUUAAAGCCAUCAAACAUAUUAAUUAGAGAAGAAAACUAUUAUCUUUCAGAUUUCGGAUGUGCUUAAGAAUUAUAUUAAUCAGAACAAUUUUAAAAUAAUAUAGCUUUUGGAACUCUUAAAUGGAUGUCUCCCGAGUUGAGAGAAAUGAAGAGAGAUAAAACAAUUAAUUUUUUUAAAAGUGACAUAUUUAGUUUGGGAAUGAUCUUGUUGUACAUGCUCACUCUAGCUGAUAUCUCAUAAGUUAAUUGUGAUGAAAUAUUUAAAUAAGCAAAAAUUAGAUUAAUGAAGAAUAUGUAUAAAGAUACUAAAUAUAGUUAAAUUAUUCUUUUAGUAAUAAAAAUGCUAGAAACCAAUCCUGACCAUAGACCUGAUUCCUCUAUUUUAAUAUAAACUAUUGAAGAAAUUCAAUCAUAACAUCAAAAAAAUUAAUGA